UCCCCCUUAAAGAGAACAAGCCCAUAAGGGAGGGAGGGCCAUUAAGAGCUCAUUAGAAACAGGACGCGCAUAUAUAAGAGCCUGCUGGUGCUGGGAACACUCUGGAGCCGAGAAGGAAUAUCCUCUCUUGUGUUUGUUAUUUGUUCCCCCAUCUCCUGUCUUCUCUUUCCCUCUCCAACACACCGCCAUGGGCUCGGUUUUCCCCGCCGACGCGCUGAGGAUGAAGUCCGGCUUCAAGUCUCCAAAUCUGUCUCUGUGUGAAAUCAUCACCUCGGAUGUCCUGCACAGCUUUCUGUACGGGAGAUGGAGGAACGUGCUAGGAGAACAGCCCCAUCACCAUCAUCAUCCUCAUCCUCUUCAUCCUCAUCCUCACCAUCAUCAUCCUCAUCCUCAUCAUCUUCAUCAGGUCUCCGAAGACAAGCCGCAGCAUCCCUUCAGCAAAACCGCGUUCACCGCUGAGGUCCUGGCGCAGUCCUUCUCCGGAGAGGUCCAGAAGUUGUCCAGCUUGGUGCUGCCCAGUGAGGUGAUCAUCGCUCAGAGCUCCAUCCCUGGAGAAGGCCUGGGCAUUUUCUCCAAGACGUGGAUCAAAGCCGGGACUGAGAUGGGUCCGUUCACUGGCCGCGUCCUCUAUCCCCAGCACGUGGACCUGCUCAAGAACAACAACCUCAUGUGGGAGGUGUUUAAUGAGGAUGGGACGGUGCGCUGCUUCAUAGAUGCGAGUCAGGAGGACCAACGCAGCUGGAUGACCUACAUCAAGUGUGCAAGGAACGAGCAGGAGCAGAACCUGGAGGUGGUGCAGAUCGGCAGCAGCAUCUUCUACAAGGCUGUGGAGACUAUUCCUCCUGACCAGGAGUUGCUUGUUUGGUAUGGGAAUUCACACAACAGCUUUCUGGGAAUUCCGGGUGUUCCUGGCAUUGAGGAAGAGCAUCAGAAAAGAACCAGGAAUGGUAAGUAUGACAAAAGAGACUUCAAAAAUCUCACCCUGUCGUCUGUUUUCUUUUCAGAUGAUUCCCACUCAAGCGACAGCAAUCCUUCUACCUCGCCUCCGUCCAUGUCCUCGUUGGCGUCCAGCCGCAUGCGCUGCGUCAUCUGUCACCGUGGCUUCAACUCACGCAGCAACCUGCGCUCUCACAUGCGCAUCCACACUCUGGACAAACCCUUCGCAUGUCGCUUCUGCAACCGGCGCUUCAGCCAGUCGUCCACGCUGCGCAACCACGUGCGCCUGCACACCGGCGAGCGCCCCUACAAGUGCCACGUGUGCCAGAGCGCCUACUCGCAGCUGGCAGGACUCCGGGCGCACCAGAAGAGCGCCAGGCACCGGCCAGCAGGCAACAAUACAGAAACCAGGCGGCCGUCUCCUGCCUCUCCAUCACAGGUGGCCUCCAUGGCGCAGACGGUGCCGCUGGUGCACCACAUAGCCACCAUGGUGCUCUGAGGAGUGCAGAGACAUGUGACUGAACACUUACCAGAUGAAAUGUCGGUCGAACAUCGGGUCGAACAAUGUUGCACUUUUGCACUUCCUCCUUAAAUGUUGUGCAUUACAAAAUGACAUUCGAUACAUGCACAGUACAAUCUUGGUGAUGAUCUGGAUCACUCUAUUUUGCUCAUGGAAACCACGACAAGACCGUAGUCUGGGUUUGAGACCACGCUAGCUGCGUUAUUCCGAAAGAAAUGUCAUGGGGGAUCAUCUCCAUUUUCUGGAAAGCUAGCAUCAGUGGUUGUCCAUUUAUGAUUCCAUUAACAUCUUGUAAUCAUGUAUACAGUGUAUUCCGUAUUUAAUAUGAUCAAAGACUCACUUAUUAAAGGAGCAGUUUGUAAUUUGAACACCCUCUCCUACAUGCAAGGGAUUUGCUUUGCAAUAAAGCUCUGACAAGCCUUCCCUUUCUUCCCAGCUCACAGAUUCAAAUCUCCGUGUUGUCUUUUAAGGAAAAGGAGCAGAGCUGAGACUGCAAACUGCACCUUUAAUAGGACCAUAAACUCGUCCACUGAUUAAAACAGCACCGUGUAUUCGUAUGUGCGGCUGCGGCUCAUAGAGCGGGGUGUCCACUAAUCGUAGGGUCGGCGGUUCGAUUCCCAGCCCACGUGACUCCACAUCCCGAAGCGUCCUUGGGCGAGAUACUGAACCCCGAGUCGCUCCCGAUGGAAAGCUAACGCCUCGCGUGGCAGCUCUGCUACCGUCGGUGUGUGAGUGUGUGUGUGAAUGGGUGAAUGAGACACGGUGUAAAGCGCUUUGGAACCGCUAAGGUUAAAAAAGCACCAUACAAGUGCAGAUAUUACUCAUAUUCUAAAA
Molecule: messenger RNA, 2290 nt
Organism: Ictalurus punctatus (channel catfish)
Lineage: Eukaryota; Metazoa; Chordata; Actinopteri; Siluriformes; Ictaluridae
Product: PR domain zinc finger protein 12
Exons: 5
Coding region: 188-1435 (415 amino acids)
Biological process (GO): neurogenesis
Cellular component (GO): nucleus
Molecular function (GO): histone methyltransferase binding
Source: RefSeq, a predicted model, not a curated record